Effrenium voratum is the source of this 3618-nucleotide messenger RNA. The record is from the annotation of a GenBank genome assembly. Lineage: Eukaryota; Dinophyceae; Suessiales; Symbiodiniaceae.
GUCUGGCCCAAGCACGUUUUGGAAGAAUGUUCUUAGCUCGUCCUAAUGAAGCAAUUCGUCUCGUUCGUGUUCUUGCUCGUCGUGUCCGCAGACCCUCCGUGUACUGGCAAAUGGGUGUCAGAUUGUGAAGAUGCGGACCUUGCAACAUGCUCACAGCACUACGCAGACCAACUUGGCAUUGUGCAAUGCGGAGUUACCAGCACAGCACAGUGCCUUGCAAUAGGCAGCUUGUGCACAGCGCCUCAGACAACCACAACCACAAGUACAACGACCACGACUUUGGCGUGUCACUUGACGCGAAAUCCUGCCAAAGUCUGGCGCUCUCAAGGUGACUUCCUGGUGUUUCACACUCGAGAUUCAACUCGGAAAGUCACAGACUUCUGGCAGCACAUGCUGAUGGACGACAUGACCUGGGAGGUUUGGUUUAACACCAAUGCUGCCUCGCAUUUGUCAGGCGACACUCCCAUUCUUGGUGCGGCUACGGGUAUGGCGACCUAUGAGUCUCAAACACGCCGGCGCACGCAUCGGCGGCGGCACGCAGGCGUUCAUAUCAAGCCCGACGGCACCACCUUGGUCAAGGCCCACGUCUUGGACUCCUUGGUGCAGCAAAGCCAUGACAAGAACAUCAGCGAUGGGCAGUGGCACCAUGUGGCCUUGGUCUUUGCCAAGAGCAGCGCCAGCUUGCAGUACUACUUGGAUGGCAGCCUGGCGGCCAAAGUCGCAUACGCCCCAGGAGAUGACAACGUGGCCAUGGACGGGCAAGUUCUUUUGGGUGGCCGAGCUGACCACCUGCUGUCCUGCAAGGUGUCGAGGUUUGCUCUGUGGACCCGUGCCUUCUCCCAUUCCGAGAUCCGCAGGAUGGCGAGCACCUGCGAUGUUUCCACCGACCAGGAGCGCGCUGCGGCGCUCUACACUCUGGAUGACUCUUUCGAGGAGUGCGCGCUGUCGCAGAGUUUGCAGCCUUCGAAGCCCCAACUGAACUUCGAGAGCUGCGGGUCUGAUUGCCAAGUCUGCGACAUCUCUCCCAUCCACGUCCUGAUGAAGGGUCCGUCAUUGCCCUCGAAGGUUUGGAAGAGCGACGGCACGGAGUACCUGGUGCUCCCCACAAUGUCCGGCAACAAAAAGACCAGCUUGUGGGAGAAGCUGUCGAAGGGGGAUAUGACCUGGGAGAUGAUGUACCAAGGUGAUGCGAAGACGGAUGCGUAUGCGCAGGUUAUGUCCACCAGAGGGUACGACAGCGCAGGCGGGUCUCGCCGAAGAUGGGUGGGAGUGGAGCUUACAGACGAUGGACAGCAUCUCCGUGCACACAGCAGCUUGCACCACUCGAGGGUCGACAGUCAAGUCAACGUGAAUGACGGACGCUGGCAUCAUCUUGCCUUAGUCUUGAGCCAAUCGCAGAAGUAUCUUGAGCUUUAUGUGGACGGAGAGCGUCAAGGAAGAGCAGACUAUCCGGUUACGGACAGCGAUGACCCCUCCUCCGUGACUGGGGGGAUCGAGUUCUGCAGGUCCUUCGCCUGCAACGUGUCGCGCCUGGGGAUCUGGAGCCGCGCCCUGCAGCAUGGGGAGCUGGCGCGGGUGACGUCCUCCAGCUGCGCGGAGGAUGACACGAACCUGGAGGUCUACUACCAGCUGGAUGGGGAUUUCGCAGACCUGCGUCGGCAAGGUCCCACCAUGGCCCAGACAGGCAGCUUCGUGGCACCAGGAGGUCGCUUUGUGAUGGACUGGGCGUUGAAGAAGGGGCGGCUGCUGACUUGUGAAUCCGCUUGCCCCCCGAUGCAGACUGGGCCCCUGUGUGCGGGUCCGGGUGAUGUGACCAUUGAGUACUUGGUGGUCGCUGGCGGGGGUGGUGGAGGCCACGGGGGUGGAGGUGGCGGUGGCUUGGUGAAGGGCUUCAUGGUCCUGCCGAAGAAUAGCUCGUGGGGCAUCUCCGUGGGCAAAGGAGGUGGAGGUGGCAGCGGCGGCUCAGGUCCUGGCCGGGACUUCAGCCGGCCCGCCUUGGACGGGGGGAGCUCCCAGCUGGGCCCCGUGAGGGCCUUUGGCGGCGGCCAUGGCGCGGACAGCACCCGGACCCCGGGCAGCGGCGGCAGCGGCGGCGGGGGCAGCUACGACAUGCCAGCGGGGCCCAUCGGGCGAUGCGUCAAAGGCCAAGGCCACGACGGGGGCAGAGCCACCCUGAAUUACUAUGGCGCAGGAGGCGGCGGUGGAGGUGCAGGAGAACCAGGAAAAGAAGGUUCCCCCUCCUGGCACUAUGGUGGUAGUGGCGGAGAUGGGAUUCUUUGCGACCUGACCUUUCAGUCGUCCUGGUAUUCCGGUGGCGGAGGCAGCGGAGUCAAUCGAAACUCCAACGACUUCCAUUACCGUGGCGGAUAUGGGGGCAAGGGCGGCGGUGGCAGCGGCAGCCAUUUUGGCGCCGCUGGGGGGCGGCGCCGCGACAGCUGGGCCACCUUUUAUGGCACAAAUGGCGAGGCCAACACCGGCGGUGGCGGAGGUGGAACAGAUCCAGAAGGUCAGAAGGGAGGGAGCGGAGGCUCCGGCAUUGUGGUCAUCCGCUAUCCAAGUCCCAGGCCUUUGCUCAUGGGCGGCACGCCCAGUUUUCACCAGGGAUUUCAGAUCCACACCUUCACCGCAGGCAAGAGCACUCUCUCCUUCCCGCAGGAAGGGCACCUCUACUUGGAAUACUUGGUGGUGGCGGGCGGGGGCGGCGCUGGCACCGGUGGUGGCGGAGCUGGCGGCGUGCUGAAGGGUUCCGAAUGGAUGCCGCCAGGCGUCGUGUGGCCUGUGAAGGUGGGCGCCGGCGGGCAGAGUGGCACGGGCGGCACCGGCAAGGGCUAUGUCCCCGACCAGCCCGCCAAGAACGGCGAGGACUCCCAGCUGGGCACCCUGGUCGCCCUUGGCGGAGGCCAUGGGGCGGAUUCUGACCGGAAGCCCGGUGAGGGUGGAAGUGGGGGCGGGGGGACCUUCGACAGGCCAAAUGAGCCCCCUGGGAACAACACCGCUGGCCAGGGACACACAGGUGGUCUGGCCACACACACCUGGCAUGGGUCAGGAGGUGGAGGUGGAGGCCGGGCUUUAUAAAAUGAAGGAUAUGCGGCGCAUUUAGGCUUGGGCGCUUUGGCUUUCCCUACAAUGCCUGGAAAAGCCGGCAAGGCUGGCGGGCGGUACUGGGGGGGUGAUGGAGGUGAUGGCGUUUCCAGCGACAUCACUGGCGCUGUUACGUGGUAUGGAGGUGGUGGAGGAUCUGGUGUGAAUGCCAACGACCACAGAUACACCUACGGCGCGGGCAAGGGCGGGAUGGGAGGAGGUGGCAGGGGCAGUAACUUUGGGUGUCACACGUGGGGCAAUGAGAGGUUCACGGGCAGCGAUGGAAGGGAGAACACCGGAGGUGGGGGCGGCGGCACAGAUCCUGAAGGCACGGUCGCCGGCAAAGGUGGCUCAGGCAUCGUGGUGGUCCGGUACCGGAACCCCACGCCUCUGAUCUUCGGCGGGGCCCCAACGUUUUCCAAUGGCUACACCAUCCAUUGGUUUACCACAGUGGGCGCCAGCGCGCUGGAGUUCCCCACCCCAGGGACGGAGACCUUGACCCUGGAGUAUUUGGUGGUGGGCGGGGGCGGCGGCGCC